UUUCUUUCUUUCUUCUUGUUUUGUUAAGCAGACAUGUUUUCUGUGAUCUCUAUCUUGUGUCCUGUGGAUAAAGAUACGUUUUUUUUUUAAGGAAAGUUCAUUUCUUUGCAGAGACCCUUUCGAGUCUUGACUUGGUUGUGUGUUGCGUUCUAGGUUACUUGAAUCCAGCUUAAAGUAUGGAUUUUUUUGUGUUUUAAGCAGUCCGACCUUAGAUGAUUCCUUAUUUCUCUCUCUCUACGUUUAUUUAUUAGUUGAAAGCGACACACCCUUUACGUGCCCCUCUCUCUCUCCAUUAUAAAUUUGGUCGAGAUAUUAUGCAUUAUUUUGUGCCAUAAAAAAUAAAAUAAUAAAUUUCAAUUUUUAUUUAUUUUUCUUGGACUAGAUUAAGGCAAAGUAUUUGAAAUUGAAUACGGUGUUUAUUUAUGAAUUUGAACUCAUGGGGUACCCUUCAAAUUAAAUGUUUUCACAUGCAGACACCGAAGGCCAUAUCUUUCGCUGCAAGCACUGCAUAGACCAAAUCAUAAAUCUUUGAUUUUGUUUUCCUCUUUAGAAAGCAAGUUUUGAGUCGGUGUAUGCAUGUGUUAUCUGUAUCAGAUCUUUGAGCAAAGAUUCAGUGUAGUUGCUGGUUGAUCAAAAUCUCCAUUAAGUACUGAUGUCAGUUUUGGAGAAACCAUCAUCAAUAUCUUCUUCUGGAAGAGAGACUGAUCCUUUAUUGAAGGAUUUAAAUGAGAAGAAGCAAGGUUUUAGGAAAAAUGUUGUUUCUUUAGCUGCCGAGUUAAAGGAAGCACGUAAACGCCUUGCAUCUCAAGAGCAAUCAUUCGCUAAAGAAACAGUAACUAGACAGGAAGCAGAAAAUAAGGCUAAAACCAUGGAAGUGGAGAUUAGCAGGUUGCAGGAGCGAUUGGAGGAGAAAAAUGGCCAGCUUCAGGUGACAGCUUCUACCGCUGAGAAGUACCUCACAGAGUUGGAUGGUCUCAGACCACAACUUGCAGCCACUCAAGCUACGGCAGAUGCGAGUGCUGCCUUAGCUCAGUCAGUGCAGCUUCAAUGUUUAGCACUGAUAAAAGAAUUAGAUGCAAAGAACAGCUCGUUAAAAGAGCAUGAAGAGCGUGUAAGCAGGCUAGGAGAGCAAUUAGAUAAUUUGCAGAAGGAUCUUCAAGCAAGGGAAUCUUCCCAAAGGCAACUGAAAGAUGAAGUUAUGAGAAUUGAGCAUGAUAUCAUGCGAGCUGUUUCCCAGGCAGGAGACAAUAAAGAUUGUGAACUCAGGAAAUUAUUAGAUGAAGUUUCUCCUAAAAACUGUGACAAGAUGAACAAAUUUUUAGUUGUUAAGGAUGAAGAAAUAGCCAAACUGAAAGAUGAAAUAAGAGUCAUGUCUGCUCACUGGAAGCUUAAAACCAAGGAAUUAGAAUCACAGUUAGAGAAACAUCGACGAGCUGAUCAGGAAUUGAAGAAGAGGGUGUUGAAGUUGGAAUUCUGUCUUCAGGAAGCUCGCGCUCAGACUCGAAGGCUUCAGAGGAUGGGAGAGCGAAGGGACAAAGCUCUGAAAGAACUCCGAGAUCAGAUAGCAGCCAAACAGCAGGCUGUAUCUGAGGGAAACAAUGAAAAGCAAAAUUUCUGGGAGACAUCUAACUUCAAGAUUGUAGUUUCUUUGUCUAUGUUGAUCUUGGUUGUGUUCUCAAAGCGAUGAAAUAGUAGGUUAGAUUGUUGUAAAUGUCUUGUUAUCAUAGGUUUUGGGGAGCUUCAGAAGCCAUUUUAGCUUGUAGAGAUAGCCUAGGGUGGAGUACCUUUACCUUGUGCAGUGUAGUCAGAGGUGCGUUUUUUUUGUUCCCGUUAGAACUAGAGUCCUCUAGUUAUGCUGUACGUUUUAAAUCUAUGUACAGCCGUUUGGCUUCCUUAUUUGAACCCAUGACUUAAAGAUUAGCUCUUUUGUGCUGUUGAUUUUGCCAGCUGGAUGGCAUGAUAAUGAGCCUUGUGCAA
This is a messenger RNA of Populus euphratica (Euphrates poplar), 1977 nucleotides long. Its product is annotated as tropomyosin-like. The transcript is spliced from 5 exons. The record is from RefSeq and is a predicted model, not a curated record. Lineage: Eukaryota; Viridiplantae; Streptophyta; Magnoliopsida; Malpighiales; Salicaceae. The coding region runs from base 653 to 1687 and encodes 344 amino acids.